CAGAGAAACAACGGUAGAAAACGAAAGAAAACGAAUGGAGCGAUAGCAAACGCAGUGCACCAAUUUUUUUUUAGUAUGUUGAGCAGGCAUUAAACAACUAUUAAUUAUUAACCAAUUGUCGCUGUCGUAACGGAAACGUAAGAAAAACGCGAAAGCAAAAACAACAAAAUAAAUAAAAUGCACAGGCGGUCGGUGCAUACAACUAUGUGGAGAAGUAUCGAAGCGUAAAAAUCAAAGUCGGCAAUCAGCCAACAUCAACAACAACAACAGCACCAGCACCACAAAGUCAUCACCAGCCACACAACAGCAUCAGCAACAAUAAUACAACGGAGAAAAGAUAAUAAAACUAAAAGACGGGACAGCAGCAGCUGGGAAACAUUUUCAAUGAGUGUGCGGCCAUAAAAGGAAAACGCGAGCGGGGAGCAGUUGACAACAACAAGAAAAACAAAACACUAGACAACAAAUAAACAAAACACAACACAGCAAUAGCAACAAAAACAAUCACCGCCUUAGCCUUAGCCUUAGUGGAUACAACGAGAAGUAGGAGACCAAAAGACGACACUACAAACAAAAACAAAAAAACUAAAAGAGAAACAAAAUCUUAACUUAAAUUACCAUAUAUUGUUAAAGCAAACCACGCAAAUCAAAGAUGUCCUCGCCCAGUGCUGGUAAACGACGCAUGGACAAUGACGUCAUCAAGCUAAUUGAAUCAAAACACGAGGUCACCAUCCUUGGCGGCCUCAACGAGUUCCAUGUGAAAUUCUUCGGACCCCAGGGCACGCCCUACGAGGGCGGCGUAUGGAAGGUGCGCGUCUAUCUGCCCGACAACUAUCCCUUCAAAUCCCCAAGUAUUGGGUUCGUGAACAAAAUCUAUCAUCCGAACAUUGACGAAUCAUCGGGGACCGUUUGCCUCGAUGUGAUCAAUCAGGCCUGGACAGCGUUGUACGAUCUGUCGAACAUCUUUGAAUCGUUUCUCCCACAGCUGUUGACAUAUCCCAAUCCGGUGGAUCCCCUGAAUCGCGAUGCCGCCGCCCUCUAUCUCCACGAGCCGGCGGAAUAUCAUCGCAAGGUCGCCGACUAUGUCCAACGAUAUGCGACCGAGGAUGCGCUGCGGGCGGCGCAGCAGGAGAGGGAGAGCAGCGACAGUGAGUCGAGCAUGUCGGAUUAUAGUGAGGAUGAGGCCCGAGAUAUGGAGUUAUAAUAUCGGUUUAACUGGAUAACUGUUUAGAUGGAGAUGGAGAGAGCCAGAGAGAGAGAGAGGAGGAACAAUCAGAUGAUCGCCUAAUUAAUAAUUUCGAAAAUGCAGAUAACAAACAUUAAUUAUGAUAUAUAUAUAUAUAUAUACAUAUAUAAUGAACGUGAUUCGAUGAUUGCGCAGAUCGUUCAGAUUUGCGCACACAUACUUAUAAAUAAUACACACAGACACACACACACACACACACACACACGCAUAUAUAUAUAGUAUAUCUCUAUAUAUAUGUAUGAUAUGUAUAUGUGCAUGCAUAUAUGCAUAUAUAUUUAUUUAUUAACGUAAGCAACAAAAGUUUGAAACAAUUCUUAGUACUAUAGCAAUUAGUAGCUGAUAACAACAACAACAACAAACAGAUUAAUAAUUUUGAAUUGAAAUCUAACGCAAUUAAAUGGUUCUAAAAUGAAAAAAAUACAAAAAUUACAAAAAAAAAUAUAGAAAUAUAUAAGAGUACACACACACACACCGAUACACACAC
This is a messenger RNA of Drosophila nasuta, 1727 nucleotides long. RefSeq names its product ubiquitin conjugating enzyme E2H (gene UbcE2H). The transcript has 2 exons. NCBI's taxonomy places the organism in Eukaryota, Metazoa, Arthropoda, Insecta, Diptera, Drosophilidae. The coding region runs from base 650 to 1201 and encodes 183 amino acids. The record is from RefSeq and is a predicted model, not a curated record.